This is a messenger RNA of Adineta ricciae, 255 nucleotides long. The record is from the annotation of a GenBank genome assembly. Lineage: Eukaryota; Metazoa; Rotifera; Eurotatoria; Adinetida; Adinetidae.
AUGAAUCAAUUGAAAAAUGAAUUCGAAAAAGUUGAUACAGAAAAGAACAUUUCUACACUCACUUAUGAAGAAAUUGUUGAUCUUAUGAAAAAAUUCGGAUAUGAAACUGAUUCAGUUCAUUUUCAAAAUCUUCUUUAUGAAGCAGAUAUUAAUCUAAAUGGUUUAUACAAUCUCGAAAAUUUUCUCGAGUUUUUACAAUGCUUAUUGUCAUCUAAUUCAAAUGAACAAGAUGGGGACUUACCAAUAUGGAGAUAG